This is a messenger RNA of Hyaena hyaena (striped hyena), 1508 nucleotides long. RefSeq names its product alpha 1,4-galactosyltransferase (P blood group) (gene A4GALT). NCBI's taxonomy places the organism in Eukaryota, Metazoa, Chordata, Mammalia, Carnivora, Hyaenidae. The transcript has 4 exons. The record is from RefSeq and is a predicted model, not a curated record. The coding region runs from base 365 to 1426 and encodes 353 amino acids. Gene Ontology annotation, molecular function: acetylglucosaminyltransferase activity. Gene Ontology annotation, biological process: protein O-linked glycosylation.
GCCGCUGCGGGAGCCGGAGAUAAAUUCACAGACCGGGAUUGCGGGGUGAAAGGGUUCUGAUAGAUUCGGUUGCCCUCCACCACCGGACUGGUACCGUUCCACACGCCUCCCUGGUUCCUCGCAGCCUGGCCAGAGGAACGUGGUGUGGACGUUUUGGAUGUUUGCCAAUCUGACAGAUGGAUUUGUGGACGCGCAGAGCUUGUGGAAGGGCCGAGUUCCUGUUGGCAGAGAAGGGUCGCAACUGAGCCAGGCCGUGUCUCCGGGGGGGCUGCCAGGCUGCCCGGGUCCCCGCCUCGCCGCCAUGGGCCGCCCAGGCUGACCGGCCACUUCCUGCUGGAGUCUCCUGGUGUCAUCUGGGGAGAACAUGUCCAGGGCCCCUGACCGCCUGCUGCGGCUGCUCCGGGGAGCCCCAAGGCAGCGGGUCUGCACCCUGUUUAUCAUCAGCUUCAAGUUCACGUUUUUCGUCUCCGUCAUGAUCUACUGGCACAUUGCAGGAGAGCCUGGCGGCCAAAGGGAAUUCUCUAACCUGCCUGCCGACGUCCCCUGCCCCCACUUGGUGGCCCCUACGCUGAUCCCCAGCGCCCCGCCUCUGGGCAACAUCUUCUUCCUGGAGACCUCGGACCGGACCAACCCCAACUUCCUAUUCAUGUGCUCAGUGGAGUCGGCGGCCAGGGCGCACCCCGAGUCCCGGGUGGCGGUCCUGAUGAAGGGGCUGCCUGGCGGGAACGCCUCCCUGCCCCGGCACCUGGGGCUCUCGCUCCUGGGCUGCUUCCCCAACGUCCACAUGCUCCCGCUGGACCUGGAGGAGCUGUUCCGGAACACGCCGCUGGAGGCCUGGUACGUGGCCCGGCGGCGCCGCUGGGAGCCCUACCUGCUGCCCGUGCUCUCCGACGCCUCCAGGAUCGCGCUCAUGUGGAAGUUCGGGGGCAUCUACCUGGACACGGACUUCAUCGUCCUCAGGAACCUGCGGAAUCUGACCAACACGCUGGGCGCUCAGUCCCGCUACGUCCUCAAUGGGGCCUUCCUGGCCUUUGAGCGUCACCACGAGUUCAUGGCGCUGUGCAUGCGUGACUUCGUGGCCCACUACAACGGCUGGAUCUGGGGCCACCAGGGCCCGCAGCUGCUCACGCGGGUCUUCAAGAAGUGGUGCUCCAUCCGCAGCCUGGGCGACAGCCGCGCCUGCCGCGGGGUCACCACGCUGCCCCCUGAGGCCUUCUACCCCAUCCCCUGGCAGAACUGGAAGAAGUACUUCGAGGACAUCAGCCCCCAGGAGCUGCGCCGGCUGCUCAGUGGCACCUACGCUGUGCACGUGUGGAACAAGAAGAGCCAGGGCACGCGCUUCGAGGCCACGUCCAGGGCGCUGCUGGCCCAGCUCCACGCCCGCUACUGCCCCACGACACACGAGGCCAUGAAGAUGUACUUGUGAGCGCCCUGUCGGGCCGCCCCCACCCCCUGCACCCCAAAGGGUAUCCUGAUGGAGAAGGGUCAUCUUUCCCGGGGAGGCUAGA